GUUCGGAAUCACCGGAAGUGAGGGACUGCAGACUGGAGGACGACGGCUCUCUGCUAUUUUAUUUUUUAAAACAGGAAUAAACAUUUUAAAGGCUUCCCGACAAUUUAAACGGAGUCAAAAUGCGCGAAGAUGAGUCUGAUUCUGACUCUGGCAAAUCAGAUGAAGGAGGUUCGAUUCGGAGAAGACUUGAGACGCUUUGUCAAGAAUUAAAUAUAGAUGAAGAGACGGCGACGGAGGCGAUGCAAAACUUCAGCUCGAUUUGGAACACAUACACUCUGGAGGGUGAGGUGGUGCACUGGUUGGCCUGCUCUCUGUAUGCAGCUUGUAGAAAAACAUGGACUCCCACUGUAGGCAGUGGCAUGGUGGAAGGUAAUUGUGUCUCUCUCACCAGAAUACUUCGUUCCUCCAAACUCAGCCUGAUCCAGUUCUUCAGCAAGAUGAAGAAAUGGGCAGAUAUGUCAAAUCUCUCACAGGAUUUCCGCAAUCGUAUAAGGUGCCUCGAGAGGAAUUUUGAAGUGUCCACUGUGAUCUUUCGGAAAUUUGAGCCAAUAUUUUUGGACAUGUUCCAGAAUCAUCAAGGUGACCCUCCACGGCAGCCGAGAGGCAGGAAGCAUAGGCGUGUCCUCUGCCACACCAAUGAUGUUUUCAAGUUCUGUUGGACACUGUUUGUAUAUACCAAAGGCAAUUUCCGUAUGAUUGGAGAUGAUCUGGUCAACUCGUAUCAUCUCCUUUUGUGCUGUCUGGACCUGGUUUAUAGUAAUGCACUACUCUGCGCCAACAAGAAAGACCUCAUCAAUCCAUAUUUCAAAGGCUUGCCAACAGAUUGCGGGAGCUCAGAAGAGGUGCUGUGUGUGCUUGAGCAUUUGUGCGAACUACACGAUGGUCUAGUUGUUGAGGCAAAAGGAAUAAAGGAGCACUAUUUUAAACCUUACAUCAGACGUCUGUUUGAGAAAAAAAUUCUUAAAGGAAAAAAGGACAUGCUUACCGAAUUGCUGGACACUCCAAACUUCCAAGAUAAUAACAAAGCCAUAAAUCGUGAAUAUGAGGAAUAUGUGCUGACGGUGGGUGAUUUUGAUGAGCGGGUGUUUUUGGGCGCCGAUGCCAAUGAGGAGAUUGGCACACCACAAAAAAUUACCCCAAAGCCACAAUCCAGUCAGCUGUCAGCCCGAAUGCAGGUAGAGAACAACCUUCAGCAGCACUUUGAGAAGACACGUUCGCUGGCCCCUUCCACACCACUUACGGGGCGUAGGUACCUGAAGGAGAAGGAGGUGCUGAUAACACCGGUCUCUUCAGCUACUCAAAGUGUGAGUCGUCUGCAGAGCAUGGUGUCUGGCCUUUCCAAUGCUCCUACUGAUGCCCUGCUCCAGAUCUUCAAGUCUUGUUCUUGUGACCCAACUGAAGCCAUUUUAAAUCGUGUGAAGAGGCUGGGAGAGACUUUUAAACAGGCCUACACCAAACAAACAGAUGAUCUUCAGGGAGCCCAUAUGGACUUUGCAGAAAACCGUCUGAAGAUAGCCGAAAUACUGUAUUUUAAGAUUCUGGAGAAUGUUAUGGCUCAAGAGAUGAAGAGACUCCAGGGUAAAGAUAUGACAGUGCUAUUAGAACAGGAUGUGUUCCACUGUUCUCUUUUGGCCUGCUGUCUGGAGGUUGUGCUGUUUUCAUACAGUUCCCAAAGAACCUUUCCUUGGAUUUUAGAAACCUUCCAGCUGAGACCGUUCUACUUUUACAAGGUGAUAGAGGUGUUCAUCCGCUCUGAGGAAGGCCUUUCUAGAGACAUGGUGAAGCACCUGAACGUUAUAGAGGAGCAAGUGCUGGAAAGCAGGGCUUGGACCAAAGACUCUGUACUGUGGGAGGCAUUAGAGACUGAUAAUUCUAAAGUCCCUACUGUAGCAGAGGUAAAUUUUCCUAGUAGUCUUGAUUCAGGCCACAACAGCAGUAGUGGGGGCCCCACCCACCUUCCUCUGGUGGCUCUGUCGCCCAUCAUGCACCCUCGUCUCCGAGAGGUCCGCACUGGCAUAGGCUCCAGUGGUCGCAAAGAUGCUCCUCCAUCUCCCAUCUCUCUCCACGACCGCUUCAGUUCUCCAGCAGCAGGCAGUGUCAAAAGGCGUUUGUUUGGUGAUGAUGCACAACCUCAGUCUCCAAUAAAGCAAACACCUGUCACCCCCUUGAAAAUCAUACCCAGCACCUCUACAGAAAACAACAACCAGAACUGUGGAGCAACUGUCCUCUCCAUGGCUACUACGAAUGGUCAGCAGCUCAGCAUCCCUUUUCCAGUGAUGAAGGCUGAAUUGGGAACGAUCACAGUUAUCCAGGUACAAACGAACCAGCUGAACCCCCUCACUGCCCAGGCGCUGCUCGGCUCCCCAAACAAAGCCCCGGAGGUACAUUCACAGCCAACCAACAGACCACGCCGCAAAGGAUCUCUUUCACUCUUUUUCCGCAAGGUGUAUCAUUUAGCAAGCGUGCGUCUCAGAGAUCUAUGUCUAAAGUUGGACAUCUCUGGAGAGUUAAGGAGCAAAAUCUGGACAUGCUUUGAGCAGUCUUUGGUCCAUUGUACAGACAUGAUGAAGGAUAGACAUCUGGAUCAGCUGUUGCUCUGUGCAGUCUACAUCAUAUCCAAGAUAUCAAAAGAGGAGCACACUUUUCAAGACAUAAUGAAAUGUUAUCGGAGUCAGCCUCAAGCAAGCAGCCAUAUAUAUCGCAGUGUGCUGCUGAGGAAAAGAGUUCACGAUCAGCAGACAGAUGACAAAAUGGAGGUUGAUCCACCAACAGAUCAAAAUUUAGCCAAUGUCAACACCGAUCAUGGUGCCAAAGCUAAGGCUGAUGGCGACUCAGAUGAGGACAGGGGUGACCUCAUCCAAUUCUACAAUUCUGUUUAUGUUCUGAAAAUGAAAUCUUUUGCACUCAGAUAUGCAGCCCAUCCAGCAGCUGAUAACAGAGUGGAUGCACCCCCGUUAUCUCCAUUCCCCUCACUGCGAGCUCAGCCUCUUUCCCCACGGCGAAUAUCUCAGAGACAUUCCGUCUAUCUGUCUCCUCACAAAAAUGGUUCCUGUCUCAAACCCAGCUCUGCCUACACAUACAAGUUUACUGGCAGUCCAUCUAAGGAGUUGAGUGACAUCAACCAAAUGAUCCGUCAGGGAAGUGUGAGCAAGAAGAGAGCUUUUACCAUGGAGGGAGAUGAGACUGAGUCUCCCACCAAACGCCUGAGCCAGGAGAGUGAGGAUGUGCUGCUCAAACGUCUACAGGAUGUUGUGACUGAGAGAGCCAAUCACUGACUGAUCACGUCUCAUCACGUGUCUCCUGAUAGUGCUGGAGUUUGUAAUAUUCACAGACCAGUGACAAUGCUGCAUGAUCAUAACAAUGUUUCAUAACCAAAUAUCAACUCACAGAACAGGUCAGGAUGCUAAAUUUGUGGGCUUUAGUGGAAUUUCAGAUUCCUUGAAAAUUUGUUAAGUAAUUUCAUUCAUUCUCAAAUGCCAGCAAAAUAGGUUAGCAACACGUGUUUAACCAGACACUGUAUUUUAUUAUGCUCUCUAUGGGAUAUGAAACGUCAUUCAAAACAAAACAUCGCUCAUACAAAGUUGUUCUGUAUAUAUGUAUUAGGGUGUAUAAAUGGGGCUUAAGUGAUUAUUUUACUGAACACAUCAUUUAUGUGUUCAAGCAUUGUCCCUUGUGGUGCAAACCCAUGUAGCACUGUGUUGUGUUGUGUAGUAUCUACACACCAAGAGGUAUUAUUAUUUUUUUUAAUCCAAGUCCCAUUACAUUUGUGUUCUGAUGUACAACAAUAGCAUUGGUAUAUAAUGUCAUACCAAUCCAACCUUCUUACGCCUUAAACGCUUUGGCUUGGUCUCAGUGAUUGCUCAUUUUAUUCUUAUGUUCUUAUUCUUUUUUGGUUUUCUUUAAAUAUUUAAACUGCCAUUUAUUCAUGUGGAAUAUUCUCAGGAACAGUCUUUAAUCUUUGGACCUGAAUUAUUUUAGGGUGAGAAUCAAGCAUUAUCUUUCUGAAGACAUUCUUGGGAAAACAAAUGGGGGUUUGAUAUAAUGUUUCUGUUUCAUAUUGAUGUCUGUUGAGUGUUUUUGAAUGUUUUGCAAACACACAGCCAAUAAAUUAUUGGUUAAAAGGCU
This is a messenger RNA of Hemibagrus wyckioides, 4125 nucleotides long. RefSeq names its product retinoblastoma-like 1 (p107) (gene rbl1). The transcript has 22 exons. The record is from RefSeq and is a predicted model, not a curated record. Gene Ontology annotation, molecular function: RNA polymerase II transcription regulatory region sequence-specific DNA binding. Gene Ontology annotation, biological process: negative regulation of G1/S transition of mitotic cell cycle; regulation of transcription by RNA polymerase II; cell differentiation. Gene Ontology annotation, cellular component: transcription regulator complex; nucleus; chromatin. The coding region runs from base 120 to 3275 and encodes 1051 amino acids. NCBI's taxonomy places the organism in Eukaryota, Metazoa, Chordata, Actinopteri, Siluriformes, Bagridae.